AUGAAAAUUCGUAGUGGGCUGGUUUUGACAGCUUUAGCAUCUCAAAUAUCAUCGGCAUUUGAUGAAUCAUCACAAAAAUAUAGGCUUCGUCAACAUCAAUAUCAUCAACAGGAUUCAUCGCAUAUUACAGAAUACAUUUGUCGUGCACAAAAAAUGGUGUACAGGUUUAAGGAAAAGGUGGGUUGUCCUGGUAUGUCUGUAUGUGUUUCAUUAUCAGGGAAGAUUAUUUAUCAAGAAGGUGUUGGGUAUGCCAAUGUUGAGCAUAUGGUACCAGUAAAUGAAAAUACAGUAUUUCGAAUAGCGAGUAUUAGUAAGCCCUUUACUUCAUUAUUGGUUGGAAGAUUAUUGGAUCAACACAAGUUAGAUCUUGACGAAGAUAUCCGAUCCUAUUUACCUGAGUUUCCGGAGAAAACAGUCAGUGGAACUUAUGCAAAAAUAACUGUUCGAUCAUUGCUCAACCAUACCAGUGGUAUUCGUAGUUACAAAAAAAUUUCAGAUGAAAAUAAACAAUCCGCGUAUCCAGAAAUGUUAAAUACUGUUCGUUUUAACGAUACAUUAAAUGCUUGUGAUAUGUUUAAAAAUGAUGCAUUAGUUCACGCACCUGGUAUUGAAUACACCUAUAGUACAUUUGCAUUCACUUUAUUAUCAGCAGUUAUUGAAAAAAUUUGUUUAAACAAAGGUAGUUUAUUUGAUCAACCAUUAGCAACAGUUAAAGGUGAAUCAAAGUCAUCUUGUGAAAACGAAACAAAAUCUAUAAACAGUUUACCGAAAUGGGCAAGAUUUGAUACCAAUCUUUUAAGACUUUUUCAAUACCUCAAUUUGAAUAAUACCUGUUUAGAGUAUCCUGAGAAGAUAAUUUCUUCAAGAGCUGCCCAGUAUUGUCGUUCCGAUAAAGGCAUACUUACAAACACUCCCACAAUUGAUAAUUCAUAUAAAUGGGCUGGUGGAGGUAUUCUUUCUACAGCUAGUGAUCUAAUUCGCUUAGCUGAUCAUCUAGCAUUUAUUUAUAUGGGUUGGCUUGAAUCAUAUGGAAUUGUUAAACAGUCUACUUUGAAUCAAUUAUUAUGGAAAGUUUCUUGUGUACCACCAGAUCGAAGUACAUUACCUGGACUGGGUUGGUUUUUAGCCAGACGUUCAGGUGAUCCAGCAACUAAAGAAAAUGGAUACCCUGACCGAUUAUAUGCAUUGCAUACAGGUGGUGCAGUGGGUGGUACAACUGUUCUUCUUCUUAGUCUCCCUUUGUUAUGUAAUAAUGAUAAUAUUCCUAAUAAGACAAAUGAAGGAAACACUUUUUCUACUACGGAUCAUAAUCAUAAUUUCAUUUCAUCUGUACAAAAUAACACUGUGAUAAUAUCUCCAGUGAAUAAAAUAUAUCCAGUGGAUGUUCGAAUAAAAGCAGCCAAUAUUCCGCCAAUUAAUGUGGCUAUCUUAACUAAUUUAGAAAAUGUUUCUGGUAUGUCAGAACUAGCUAUACAUUUAUCGGAAUUAUUUUUGGAUUAUGCUAUAAAAUUAAAAGAAUAUGAAGAUGAUGAAGAAAUAGAGAAAUGUUGA
Molecule: messenger RNA, 1551 nt
Organism: Schistosoma mattheei
Lineage: Eukaryota; Metazoa; Platyhelminthes; Trematoda; Strigeidida; Schistosomatidae
Source: the annotation of a GenBank genome assembly